Molecule: messenger RNA, 678 nt
Organism: Necator americanus (New World hookworm)
Lineage: Eukaryota; Metazoa; Nematoda; Chromadorea; Rhabditida; Ancylostomatidae
Exons: 8
Coding region: 1-678 (225 amino acids)
Cellular component (GO): mitochondrion; cytoplasm; mitotic spindle pole
Molecular function (GO): microtubule binding
Source: RefSeq, a predicted model, not a curated record
AUGACACCUACAGUCGAGUCCUUCUACCGGGAGAUCGACGAACUCGUAGAUGAAUACAAGUGUCGCGAGGCGUACACGAAACUCGAAAGUCUAGUCGACUUCAUUGAUGACAAAGCCGAAUGGCACCGACGAUGCGCUGAAGUAUGUUAUAUGAUUAGCAAUAUGGAAGAGAAGGAUCAAGAGCGGGUGGAAUGGCUCAAAAAAGGGCGGAAACACGCACUCGAUGCUCACGAAUUGAAUCCGUCUAGCAUAGAAAUCUUGAAAAUUCUUUGCUCAACCACUGGUCGGCUUGCAGAAGAGAGUGGCGUACGGGACAAGAUCAACCUGGGAUUUGAGUUUAAAGCUCACCUGGAUCGUGCAGUUGAACUCGACCCGACCUCAUUCGAAAUUCUACACAUGCGGGGAAGAUUCGCAUAUCAAGUAGCAAAUUUGAGUUUCUUCGAAAAACUUGCGGCGAAAACAAUUGGAGCUUUGCCUGAAGCGGAACAGCUCUGUCCCGGAAUCACCGAGAACAGACUCUACAUCGGUCGUGUAUUACAUGCAAAAGGAGAAUACACGGCAGCGAAGAAAUGGCUAAUUGAGGCCGCCCACGCCACCUGCGACGACGACGAACCGGUCGAGCGCGAGCACAUUGCUGCAGCGCGCGCGCUAUUGCUCCACAGAGUAUAUCAGAAGUAA